AUGAAUAGAGAUAAUAAAUUAACCAUUUUUGAUACUCAUUGCCAUUUAGCGGAUAAAGAAUAUCACAAACAAGACCGAAACCUCAAAGAAAUUAUUCAAGCCGCUGAAGAGAUAGGGGUAAAAUAUAUCCUUAAUACUGGGCAAGACAUGCCCACUAACCAAUUUUUACUUACUCAAUUAAGAACUUUUGCUAAUUUGUAUGGUGCUUUGGGUUUACACCCGAAUAAAAUAGCCCAAAAAUUCCUUGAUUUAGGUUUUUAUAUUUCUUUUGCUGGUAAUAUUACUUACAAAAAUGCUAAAGGGAAAGACAAGUGGGGAGAAGUGUUAGAAAAAGCACCUUUGGAAAGAAUAGUUAUUGAAACCGAUGCUCCUUAUUUGUCACCCGAACCUUUACGUGGAAAAGGCAGAAACUAUCCCCAGAACAUAAUUUAUACUUUAAAAAAAAUUGCCGAAGUCAAAAAAAUGAACCUAGAGGAAGCAGGAGAACAAAUUUAUUUCAACACUUUGCAGUUGUUCAGGUUACUUCCAUAG
Messenger RNA from Funneliformis geosporum, 531 nucleotides. NCBI's taxonomy places the organism in Eukaryota, Fungi, Glomeromycota, Glomeromycetes, Glomerales, Glomeraceae. The record is from the annotation of a GenBank genome assembly.